GCGGCGGCGGCGGAGGGAAAUCUUGUUUGGUCAGAGUCUCCGAACUGUGCGGUGACUUCUGAGCACAGAUCAAUACGUGUCUGUCCCGGCUCGGGGCGGGGGAGGGGGGGGCCCGCCCGGCACAGCGCCGGCUUUUGGGGCUGGGGGCAGCGUUGUGGGGAGCGCAGAGCCGGCGGGGAUGUCACCGUAGAUGUCUGUGUGUCUGCGCGCGUGUAGAGAUCUGUCUGUCUAUCUAUAUGUAUAUACAGAGAGAUACGGAGCGUAACACCACGUUUCUUAAAAUCUCGUGCGGGAGUGGGAAUUAAAUAACCAACUCGCGGGGGAUCAUAAAAGGCUUCGGUGGGAGCGGGGCGAGUCCGCACCGCGCAGGUGAAGCAGAGACCUCUCCGAGAUGUCAGGUAUUAGUCCGGAGGGGCAGAUCUGCGAGCCACACAGCAGCUCCCGGGUCUACGGUACAUUAGCCUCUCCGUGGGAGAGGGAUCCCAGACAGCUCUGCUGGGGAGCCAGCCCAGGAGAUUUGUUAGCGGGCUGCUCCGGGGGAUACCAGCCACCUCCGGCACCCGAGCGCCAAAGGUGCUUGUGUUGCUGCUGCUGCUGCUGCUGGCGCAUUUCAUCCAAACUCCAGCCAGAGCGGGGGCAAGUUGAACCGGAGACAUUAGAGCCACUGUGCUUUGGAGAGACGAGGGCGCACGGGGAGCGCAGCAGCACCAUGCCUGCUAUCAAGAAGGAGCGACUUGACAGGGAAGAGAUGGCCCUGGCAGCUUUUAACCAGCCCAUGGAAACCUUACCUGACUAUCUCGCCCCUCUGGCCGCCGCUGCCAUUCCGGUGGUCACCCCGCACCCGCCGGCUUACGACCAGAUCUUUGCCCACCGCGCGUACCUGGGCUUCCACGAGACCCACCACCCCCACCCGCACCACCCGCACCACCCCCACCACCUCCCCGAGGACCUGAUGCUGGAGAGGUUUUCCUCCAUCCCGGAUUUCCAGCCCUUCUUUGACAACGGAGAGCCUUGCAUCGAGGUGGAGUGCGGGGAGAACAAGGCGCUGCUCUACAUCAAUAAGUUGUGCCAGGGGAGCAAAGGACCCUCUAUCCGGUACCGGGGAGAGUGGCUCACCCCCAACGAGUUCCAGUUUGUCAGCGGCAGGGAGACGGCCAAGGACUGGAAGCGCAGCAUCAGGCACAAAGGGAAAAGUUUGAAGACUCUUAUGUCCAAAGGAAUCUUACAGGUACAUCCUCCAAUCUGUGAUUGCCCUGGGUGUCGAAUUUCGUCUCCAGUGAACCGGGGCCGCCUGGCAGAGAAGAGGACGAUCCCUUUGCCUCCCACCAGGAUCCCGAAGAAAGAGCUCCCCUCGAUUUUCUCGCACAGCGACGACAGCGAAGAGAGCGACAAGAGCAAUGGUCAGCACCCCGAAGUAAAGCAGGAGGAGGAUCUCCACAUCAGUAUCAUGAAAAGAAGGAUACACACCCACUGGGAUUUAAACAUCUCCUUCCGAGAGACCUCUUGCAGCCGCGAUAACGACCUUUCCACUAUCAUCUCCAACCUGCACCAGAGCCGCCAGCUCGUUAUGCCAGAGACCCAGAGCCGCUGUGAAUUCAAGAGAAACAGCAUCGAGGUUGGCCUGGGAGCAGCAGCGCCACAUUUCAUGGCUUCCCAGUUGCAACCCAGUUUAGGAGUCCUGCUCCACUGGAGGCCAGAAAACUCCCACACGCCUCUGCUGGAGGACUCGGUGACUCAGAUGACCCCGGAGGAGCACUACAGACGCAUGAUGUCAGCACUGAACGAGCAUGGCACCUUUGAAGAGCAGCAGCAGCAACGUCUCUACCAGCUGGCCAACAGCAUGGCAGUGCCCAGCCACGGAGAUCUCCUGCGGGCGCGGCAAGAGGUGGCGGCGGCGGCGGCGGCGCGGAACCCCGGCGCGAUGGAAGCGCACAUCCCCUCGGCCAGCAACUCUUCCAGCCAGCGGAGGAAGCAGGGCCUCCCCCAGCACAGGGACACCCACUUCCCCGAGAGGGAGAUCUCCCACCCACCGCCUCUGCUCUCGCCCCAGAACGCUCCCCACAUUGCCCUGGGGCCCCACUUGAGACCUCCCUUCCUCGGGGUGCCUUCGGCGCUGUGCCAGACGCCAGGUUACGGGUUCCUCCAGCCGGCACAAGCGGAGAUGUUUGCACGGCAGCAGGAGAUGCUACGAAAGCAAAACCUGGCCAGGCUGGAGAUGUCGGCCGAGAUCAUCCGCCAGAAGGAGCUGGAGAACCUCCACCGCCAGAGGCUGCUGGCCGGCGACCCCCUGAGCCUGCACCCCGGGCUGCCCCCGGACCACCCGGCCCUGCGCAACGUGCACGACAUCCCCGAGGGCCACCCGCUGCGGGAGGAGCUGUCCCGGCGGAACGCCAUGCUGGUGCUGCGGCACAACAACACCCCGCUGCUGUCCCUCAACCCCGCCGUGCCCGGCGCCAGCUCCUCCACGCCGCCCAAGGAGCAGCCCCGGCGGGGCAGCCGGAAAACCGCGGGGCAACAGCGCGCCGAGCCGCAGGGCGUGGGCGAGGCCAAGGAGCCGGCGGAGCCGCGGGCGCGGGACGGGGCCCCGGACUGUAACGACGAGGAGAUGAAGGACUCGGAGAGCGACGCGGACGUGAGCGACGAGAAGCCCGAGAGCCUGAAGGCCGAGGGCGGCGGCGGCUCGGCCGCGGAGCUCAAGGAGUGCAAGGAGGCGGGCAAGGCGUGCGAGGGGGCCAAGGAGAUGGGCGAGGCGGGCGCGGCCCAGAAUGCCCCCUGCAGCUCCUCGAGCGCAGAGUCCCCCAGCCACCUGCUCGGCCCGGGCAUCAACAAGGCCGAGGUGAAGUACCUCCCGCCGGCCUCCAUCCCGCCGCCUCAGCCGCUGCCCUUCGGGUUCCCCUACACCAUGAGCCCCUACUUCCAUGCAGGCACCAUGGGAGGUCUGUUUCUGGAUGGUGAGGAGAGCCCUGCGCUGGAAGACAUCAGCAAAUGGACGGUGGAGGAUGUUUGCAGCUUCGUGUCCAACUUGUCUGGCUGCACCGAGUACACUCAGGUAUUCCGAGAGCAGGCCAUUGAUGGAGAGACCCUGCCCCUCCUGACAGAAGAGCACUUACUGAACAACAUGGGGCUGAAACUCGGACCUGCCCUGAAGAUAAGGUCACAGGUGGCCAAGCGAGUGGGCAGAGUGCUGUACAUGGCAGGCUUCCCCAUGGCUUUCCCCCUGCAGCCCCCCGGGCUGAGGCCCCCGGAGCGGGACGUGCCGGCGGCCGAGCUCCGGCCUGCGUCCACGGGCAGCGUGGCCUCUCCCUUCGGGAGCGGGGUCCCUUCCUCUGCCAGCCGGGGCUCCCCAAAGCAGGAAAACGGGAAUCCUUCCCUCCUCCCCGGGCUCAACGACACCACGAAACCUCCGUCCUAACUGCGGGGUGCCCUCCGACUGCUUCUGGGACUUUGGGGAUCCAGCGGGACGAGCCGAAGGAUAACGCCGGAGCCUCCCCCCCGCCCGCAGCGCGAGACGCAGGAGUGAGGGAGGAAAAGGGAGGUUUUAAUUUGGGGUUUUUUUGGGACGAAUUUGCUUUUUUUUUUUUUUUU
Molecule: messenger RNA, 3585 nt
Organism: Lepidothrix coronata (blue-crowned manakin)
Lineage: Eukaryota; Metazoa; Chordata; Aves; Passeriformes; Pipridae
Gene: SAMD11
Product: sterile alpha motif domain containing 11
Exons: 16
Coding region: 392-3412 (1006 amino acids)
Biological process (GO): positive regulation of transcription by RNA polymerase II
Molecular function (GO): protein binding; RNA polymerase II cis-regulatory region sequence-specific DNA binding; DNA-binding transcription activator activity, RNA polymerase II-specific
Source: RefSeq, a predicted model, not a curated record